AUGACCCCUAGUAUUGAUUCACCCCACCGGGAUAUAUUGCACACACUCAACGGUGAUUCCUCGAGUCUAGAUAAAUAUAGAGGAUACGAUCAUACAAGAUGGUACGUCGGAAAUGCCAAACAAGCCGCAUCCUGGUAUGUCACCCGCAUGGGGUUUGAGGUGGUUGCCUAUCAGGGAUUGGAAACGGGUUCUCGUUGUACCACUUCAUAUGUGGUCGCCAACAACAACGUGAGAUUCGUUCUUACAUCUGCUACUCAGAGCUAUUCUGCUCUUGAGGAGAGCGCGUCAUCCGAGGACCGACAACUUGUCAAAGAGAUAUACGAGCACCUGGAAAAACACGGCGAUGCUGUCAAAGACGUUGCUUUUGAAGUCGACGAUGUUCAAGCACUGUUCUCGAAUGCGGUAGCCUCUGGUGCUAUUAGUGUUCAAGAACCGACAACAAUCAAAGGUGGAGAAGAUGGGUUCAUAGUUACGGCAACAAUCAAGACGUUUGGGGAUACUACUCAUACCUUCAUAGACCGUCGAAACUAUGUUGGAGCAUUCCUACCAGGGUAUCAUGCAGUAAACGAGUCCGACCCCAUUCAACGAUAUCUCCCUUCCAUUUAUGUGGACGAAAUUGACCAUUGUGUUGGGAACCACGACUGGGACGAUCUGGAAUCUGCCUGUAAUUUUUAUGAAGAAUGCCUCGGUUUCCGCCGUUUCUGGACUGUCGACGACAGAUCUCUCACCACUGAAUACUCUACUAUGAACUCGAUUGUCAUGGCUUCUCCGGGCAGCGAAAAGAUAAAGAUGCCAAUGAACGAACCAGCCGUUGGCAAGAAGAAGUCACAAAUCGAAGAAUUCGUACAAUUUUAUAACGGGGCCGGUGUCCAGCACAUCGCUUUCCACACAACAGAUAUUGUGCAGACUGUGACGAAUAUGAAAGAGCGCGGUGUUCAAUUUAUCAGUGUUCCAGCAACAUAUUACGAAGACCUUUCGGCUCGAUUGGAGAGUUCUGGUAUGAAGGUCAAAGAAGAUAUGGAGAUUCUUCGAAGGUUAAGCAUCCUUGUUGAUUUUGAUGAAGGGGGAUACCUGCUUCAAAUAUUUACCAAGCCUUUACUGGACAGACCGACGGUAUUUUUAGAGAUUAUCCAGAGGAACAACUUUGAUGGCUUUGGUGCUGGAAACUUCAAGGCUUUGUUUGAAGCUGUUGAAAGAGAACAAGCUAAACGGGGAAAUCUAUGA
Molecule: messenger RNA, 1224 nt
Organism: Talaromyces amestolkiae
Lineage: Eukaryota; Fungi; Ascomycota; Eurotiomycetes; Eurotiales; Trichocomaceae
Exons: 2
Coding region: 1-1224 (407 amino acids)
Biological process (GO): L-tyrosine catabolic process
Molecular function (GO): 4-hydroxyphenylpyruvate dioxygenase activity
Source: RefSeq, a predicted model, not a curated record